Lodderomyces theae is the source of this 3018-nucleotide messenger RNA. RefSeq lists its product as uncharacterized. Lineage: Eukaryota; Fungi; Ascomycota; Pichiomycetes; Serinales; Debaryomycetaceae. Gene Ontology annotation, cellular component: cytosol; nuclear envelope. Gene Ontology annotation, molecular function: small GTPase binding. The transcript has a single exon. Bases 1 to 3018 code for a protein of 1005 amino acids. Gene Ontology annotation, biological process: protein import into nucleus. The record is from RefSeq and is a predicted model, not a curated record.
AUGGAUAAAGAUUCACUUCUCCAGGCUUUGAGUGGUACCUUGAACGCAGAUCAACGAGUGAGAACAACCAGUGAACAGUCCUUACAUGUUUAUGAGCAGCAGCCGGGGUUUACAAGCUACUUGUUAGACUUGAUCACUGAACCAGGUAUUCAACUCGGCACCCAAAUUGCAGCAGCCAUAUUUUUCAAGAAUAGAAUUUUAAACUAUUGGAUUGCACCAGAGAAUACAAAGCAGCCUAUUAGUUUCUUUCUUGUUGAAGAUGAAAAGAUUGAUAUCAAGAAUAAGUUGGUGCCAAGCUUGAUCAAAGCAUACAAAAUUAACCAAAUCAAAUUUUCCUUGUCGACGGCAUUGAAUGGAAUUUUGAGUUACGACAAAUGGGAUGAAUUGGUACCGAUUAUCAAACGCUUGCUUUCUUCACAGGACCAAGAUCAAAUUUUGGUCGGGUUGAUUUGCUUGCAUGAAUAUGUCAAGAAUUACCGAUGGGCGGGUCUUGAACUGAAGAAUUUCUCAAACCCGGUGAUGGACGAAGUCACACAGGAAGUGUUUCCCGUUGUUGAGCAAUUGGCGCAAACCUUAGUCUCAAGUGAAGGUAAUUAUCUGACCGACGAAAUGCUUUACCUCAUUGUAAAGUCUUUUAAGAAUGCCACAUACUCGUCACUUCCACAGUAUUUUGUUGAUAUGAACAAGUUGGGUCUUUGGUGUAAUAUACAUAUCCUGAUCAUCAACAAACCAUUGCCAAAAGAAGUUUUGGAUGAAGAUAUCCCCGAGCAACGUGCUAUGCACCCUAGAGUGAAAGCUGUAAAGUGGUGUUUUGCCAAUAUGAGUCGUUUAUUAAACAAGCAUGGUGGUGGGUACUUGACCAAGGACAAGAGUGAUUUCACUCAAGUAUUUCUCACUAAUUUUGUUCCUGAAAUUCUUGGCGCCUAUUGGAAGAUUAUCGAAGAGUGGUCGAGCAAAAAGAUUUGGUUAAGUGAGGCCUCGUUGUUUUACAUGAUUUCGUUUUUGGAACUUAUUAUUGAGACCCCAUGUUGGGAAUUGGUUGGUGAUAAGUUGGAAGCAGUAGUCAAGCAUUUGAUUCUCCCAUCGUUGGAAGCUACAAACGAGACUGUCGAACUAUACGAAGACGACACAUUUGAGUACAUCAGAAGGUUUUUCGAUGUCAAUAGAGAACAAAAGACGAGUGAUGUUGCUGCCAUCAAUUUUGUCUACAGGCUCUCUAAUAAAAAGUUUAAGCUGACUAUAAAUGCCAUUUUCAGUCUUGUUAAUGAAAUUUUCACGCAAAGGAUUGGUAACCGUGAAAGUCAAGAAGUUGCAAUGAGAACCGAGGGUGCACUUAGGGUCCUCUCCACUAUUUCCUUCAAGUUAGAUACUCAAUCAUCACCUUGCUAUGGCCAAGUUGACAAGAUGUUAGAAACAUUUGUACUUCCGGAGUUGUCAAAUGAAAGUUCGAUAAAGACACCCUGGCUCACUGCCAGAGCUUGUGACACCAUUGCCAUGUUCCACAAUCAUCAGUACAGUGACAUGCAAGUUUUGCAACAAAUCUUUCAAGGUAUCAUUUCAUGCUUUCAGAAUGAGAGUCAAUUUCCAGUACAGUUGACAGCUGCCGAUGCGUUGGCAACUUUGGUUCAAGAGGAUUCCGUGGCAUCUCACGUUUCCGAACAAGCACCGCAAUUGUUGGAAAACUUACUAGAAAAAUCAAAGAAAUACGAGAGUGAUAUAUUGACCAAUGUGAUGGACACUUUUGUUGAAAAAUUUGCCAAAAGUCUUGAACCGUAUGCAGUUGAACUUGCAAGCAAAUUGGUGGACCAGUUUGUCCGAUUGGGAAAUGAGAUCCUUGAACUGCAAAGUGUAGGAACAGUUGAAACUGAUAAGGAGUACCAAGCCAGUGGUUUAUUGAGUACGUUGACGACUUUGAUUCUUUCCACUUCACACGCUUCCAAAUUGGGUACACGUUUAGAAACUGUGGUGCAACCUUUGCUCAAUUUUGUUUUGGAAAAUGCAAUGGUUGUAUUUUUGACUGAAAUCGUUGAGAUUAUGGAAUCUUUGUUGUAUUUGAACCAGGAGGUUUCAAGUACAAUGUGGUCAAUUUAUCAAAGUGUUGUAGAUGCGUUUGAGAUAUAUGCGUACGAAUAUUUCGACCUGUUCCAACCAUUCUUUGUGGGUAUCAUUAACAAGGGAUUCACCAAUCCUCAAGUUACAAUGGAGCACCCAUAUGUUCAAUCCAUGAUGAAUGUCUGUUUCGGUAUUUUGAAGCAAGACGAUAUGGACCCAAUAUUUGCCCAUGCGGCAUUUGAGGAUAUCGAGUUGACAAUCUUGGCAAUGAAUACCAGACUCGCUUCUAUCUUGCCCAACUUUUUGAAUGAAAUUUUUGACAUUUAUCAGAACUUGGAGGCCCAGGAUGCUUUUGAUGGGUUCAUGUUACACCGUUUGUCAUUGCUUCGUAAUCUUUUUGCAGCAAUCUUUGUUGACCCAGUCAACACAAUGGAUCUAAUAGCAUCUAAGGGCUUUACAGUUGAAUUUUACAAGUUGUGGAUCAAGCACAGUGAUGAUUUCCAAAGCGUUUAUGGAUGUAAGUUGCAAAUGUUGGCUUCCUUGUCAAUUCUCAAAUCUGACGCAGUAAAGAAGAUUCAAGAGGAUCUAGUUGGCGAAACUGUGGAUUUACUUUUGAAUAAUGUUGCUGCUUUGCCCAAUGCCAUCAGAGCCAAGAACUCUAUAUUAACCAAUGAAAUCAGCCUCAAAGACCAGGCUAAAGCGGAACAGAAAGAUGAAGACGGCAAUGAUGAGUAUGCAGAGAUUGGCGAGCUUGAAGAUGAGUAUGAGAUGGAUGAAGCAGAAAUGGAGGCUCUUAGGGAGACACCAAUCGAUAAUGUUAAUGGGUUUGAAGAGUUUGUGCAAGCUUUUCUUUCAAUUCAACAAAAUGAACCUGAGAGGUAUCACAUCUUGUUUGGUGACUUAGAUGAUAGCAAAAAGGAAAUGAUUCAAGAACUCGUAAGAGUUACUCAACAAGCAAGACGUUGA